AUGGGCUGUGGGUGGCUGUGGCUGCUGCUGGCGCUGCUGGCCGGGCUCUGGGUGCAGCCGGGCCAGGCCGGGCACUGCCAGGACGGGCGGCUGAGGCUGGGCUGGGGCGGCGGCACCAAGUGCUGCCCCAACUGCAGCUGGGAGGCAGGAAACCCCGAGCCCUGCGAGGCAGCGCGGGACCCUGACUGCAAAUGUCCCCAAGGCUACAGCUGUGCCGACAAGGCCUGCCAGUUCUGCCAGGAGCUGCCGCGGUGUGAGCCGGGAUGGGAGCCCAGCAGGAUCGGAACAGUGAAUUUCCAGUUCGGGUGUGAGCCCUGCCGGAACGGGAGCUAUUCCAGCAGCAGGAACAGCUGGUGCCGCAACUGGACUGACUGUGAGAGCAGCGGGUUCAUCAUGCUCCGGGCAGGGAACAGCACCCACAACUCCGUGUGCAGCUUACCCGUCAAAGCCCUGGAGCCAGCUCGGAUUCCCCUGGAAUUCUCCUCCAGCUCUGUCCUGGCCGUCCUGGCGGCCGCGGCCGUGUUCGUGCUGGUCCUGCUCACGCUCCUGCUGCACUUCUGCAUCUGGAGCCUCCGCCGGGACAAAACAUUCCCACCCGGAGAUCCGGGACACAACUUCCCACGGGCGCCGCCGCAGCUCCCGCUCCAAGGGGAGGAAUCCCACAGCAUCCAAUUCCCAGAGGAGGAGCGUGGGGACAAAACGGCUGAGGAAAAACUUUCCAUCCUCUCCCUGAAAAUCUACAGCGAGCUCAGCUAACGGAUCCCUCCCAGGAUCACCGGGAAUGCGGGGCUGAGCUGGGCUUCCCAAAAAACCAAAAAAACGCGGGAAUGGGAUGGGGUGUGAGACAUCACUUCUCUGUAGGAAAAGGAGUGGAUUUAGGGCAAGUUUGGGUUUGUUUUUCCCCAAAAAAUGGGAAUUUAGGGAUAAAAUCCCGCUGAUUCAGGCUGGUGUUGAUUCAGGAAGAGAUCAGUGGGAUUUCCUGGAAUAUCCCGAUUUCCAGGAUCGGGAAUAGCGGCCAUGUCUCCUGGUUUUCCCUCAGCUUUCCCAAUUGUUCAUUCCCAACCUCAUUCCAGCCUCUCCUAAUCUCAUUCCUGCUCCCACCCAAAGAUUCCCUCGGGAAGCUCCUGCUGUGCUGCCAGGGAUUUUCCUGUGCAGGUUCUUCCAAGGAAAGUUGGGAAAAGGGGGAGUGAAGCUCAUGUAGGGAAUGGUCAGAGCUCCAAAAAAAUGGAGGGAAUGGGAAAAAAUUCUGGAAAACGCUCUCAAGUGGGAUUUUAGGAUUUCUGAUCCCUGUGAGACCCUUCCCACUUAGGAUAUUCCAUGAUUUUAUGAUGAAUUCCAGCAGGUUUUGGAAGUUUUUGAGAUGCCAACAUCUGUAUCGGUAAUUGUGGAUCAUUAGGGAUCAUUAGGGUUAAUUAGGGAUAAUUCAGGAUGAGUUUCUCAUCUCUUUGGUGGUUAUUCAAUGGAAAUCCAUGGAAAUUCCUGGGAUUUCAGAGGGUUUCAAUCCGUGCACAUGGAUUUAAAGCUCUCUUGGAUGAUCCUUGGAUUUUGGAUCAACUCCAGAGAGCCCGGCUGGGAAAUCUGGGAAUGUUCCCCUGGAGCAGGAUUGGGAUAAGGGAUGGAGGGACAGGACAAUGGGAACG
Messenger RNA from Cyanistes caeruleus (blue tit), 1640 nucleotides. It is a transcript of the gene TNFRSF18, whose product is annotated as TNF receptor superfamily member 18. Gene Ontology annotation, molecular function: protein binding. Gene Ontology annotation, biological process: positive regulation of cell adhesion. NCBI's taxonomy places the organism in Eukaryota, Metazoa, Chordata, Aves, Passeriformes, Paridae. Gene Ontology annotation, cellular component: external side of plasma membrane. The record is from RefSeq and is a predicted model, not a curated record.